UAAUUUCCCCUAAUUAUAUAUUGAGCCACCAUCCCAUCCUCAGUUCUCACCAACUCAGUAUUCACGGUACCUUGCUGAGCACUAAACCACCAAGAGUCCAAAAGAGAUAAUGAGCAGAGAGAAAUCAACGGCGUCACAACCAGUGCUUCCAUGGAAGCCAAAGAUCGUGCUCUCUCUCCUUUCUGUACUAACGGACAUCUUACAGCGACCCAACGGCACCAUCAACCGCCGUUUACACGAUUUCGUGGACCUGAAGGCCAAAGCCAGAGAUAAACCCGUCAACGGCGUCAGAACCUCCGAUUUAACCGUCGACGCCACCCGAAACCUCUGGUUUCGCCUCUAUAUACCCACUGACACAACCCCCACAGGCGGCGACGGUACCCUUCCCGUCAUCGUCUACUUCCACGGUGGAGGUUUCGCCUUCUUCAGCCCCAACUCCAUUUUCUACCACGAUGUCUGCCACAGAUUCGCCCGCAAGAUUCCCGCCGUCGUCAUCUCUGUCAACUAUCGACUCUCUCCGGAGCACCGCUUUCCAUCACCGUACGAAGAUGGCUUUGAUACUCUCAAGUUCCUCGACGAGGCAAAAUUCCCCAAUUUUCCGGCGUAUGCCGAUCUCUCUAAGUGCUUUCUCGCCGGCGACAGUGCCGGAGCCAACCUUGCUCACCACUUGGCUUGCAGGAUCGGAAAAACAGAGUUCCGGAACGUGAGAGUGAUCGGCCAGAUAUCGGUACAGCCCUUCUUCGGCGGCGAAGAGAGGACGGCGUCGGAGAUCCGUCUGGGGAAGGGACAAAUGGUGGCGAUACCAAGAACGGAUUGGGUAUGGAGGGCGUUCGUGCCAGAAGGGGAGAAUAGAGACCACGAAGCGGUGAACGUGACGGGGCCGAGGGGUGUGGAUAUAAGAGGAAUGAAGUAUCCGGAGACGAUGGUGGUGGUGGGAGGUUUCGAUCCGUUGCAGGAUAGGCAGAGGGAGUUCUGUGAGUGGCUUAGAAGGUCAGGGAAAGAAGUGAAACUGAUUGAGUAUCCAAACGCAGUUCAUGCUUUUUAUUUUUUCCCUGAACUGCCUGAAGCUUCACUGUUGAUGGAGGCGGCAAGAGACUUUGUUCUUAUGGUUUCUGAUGAGGUGAGAGUUGAAGGUGACCAAAUCAAAAACUUGAUUGGUUAGAGGAGAAAAAAAUAUUACACAUUAUUAUUAUUAUUAUUAUUAUUAUUAUUAUUAUUAUUAUUAUUAUUAUUAUUAUUAUUAUUAUUAUUAUUGUUUCAUAGAUAUAUAAGUAGGAAAUCAGACCAGGUUCUUGUUCUCAUACGUUUAAAAAAGAAAAAAAAAGGCAACAUAGUACACGAGGUUCUCGUUACUGCAAGGUCUGGGAGGAGACAAAGUGUAUGUAGCUUUACCCUGCUUCGCAGAAGACCUAAUCAAAUCCUCCCACAAGAACGUUCAAAAUCUCUCAGAACGUGCCCCUAUGUCUUGAGUGUGACCCAAACCUAAACUUGAUUGUAGACUUGAAAUAUUUUGCAUGGAUUCGGCCCCUUGAGGAAUGCAAGUGGAAAUCUGGGGGUUGGGGUUGGGGUUGGGGUUGAGGUUGGACCAUCUCAGCUUUGCCACCUACCAGACUACGAGUCCACUAGAUGCCAAUUUAUUUGAUUGUCGAUUGCCAAUUCUUCUUUGUUAUGAGCUGUAUAUGUUAAAUAAACCUAGCCAGAUACAUGAGUAUAAUAAGUAUAUGGAUUUUGUGA
Molecule: messenger RNA, 1734 nt
Organism: Macadamia integrifolia
Lineage: Eukaryota; Viridiplantae; Streptophyta; Magnoliopsida; Proteales; Proteaceae
Product: probable carboxylesterase 18
Exons: 1
Coding region: 110-1162 (350 amino acids)
Molecular function (GO): hydrolase activity
Source: RefSeq, a predicted model, not a curated record